CAUAUGUUGGCAGCUCACACUCACAGCAAUCUCUUGUACACACAAAUCAUUCCACUUGUGUAUACAGAUUGAUGUACUAGGUCAGCAAGAUCUUUCUCUCUCUAGGUUAUUGCUCUGUAAUUUCUUCAUUUCCUCUCUCUAAACUCUUUUUUGAUCAAUCGAUUAAACAAUCGAGAGGUUUUUGGUUUUUCUUCGGUUGAUCUGACUGUCUUUGGUUGAUAAAUUUGAGUUCAUUAGCUUUCUUUCCCUCUAAUUCAAUCAUGUUUUUAAUUGAUUGGUUCUAUGGAGUGCUUGCUUCGCUCGGUUUGUGGCAGAAGGAAGCCAAGAUCUUGUUUCUAGGGCUUGAUAAUGCUGGAAAAACGACGCUUCUUCACAUGUUGAAAGAUGAGAGAUUAGUGCAACACCAGCCUACACAGUAUCCAACAUCUGAGGAGUUGAGUAUUGGGAAAAUCAAGUUUAAGGCAUUCGAUUUGGGAGGCCAUCAGAUUGCUCGUAGAGUUUGGAAAGAUUACUAUGCCAAGGUGGAUGCAGUUGUUUACCUGGUGGAUGCUUAUGACAAGGAGAGAUUUGCUGAGUCAAAAAAAGAGCUGGAUGCUCUCCUCUCAGAUGAGGCUUUGGCCAAUGUUCCAUUCCUUGUCUUAGGCAACAAAAUUGACAUACCAUAUGCUGCCUCAGAAGAUGAGUUGCGUUACCACCUGGGCUUGACCAACUUCACCACUGGCAAGGGUAAGGUGAACUUGGGUGACUCAAAUGUCCGUCCCAUGGAGGUAUUCAUGUGUAGCAUUGUUCGAAAAAUGGGCUAUGGAGAUGGUUUCAAGUGGCUUUCUCAGUAUAUCAAGUAGUGAGUUAUAGGGAAUUAAGUUCUAUUUAGUUCAUAACCAAAAGUGCUAUGUGAACAUUUGUUCUAGAAUCACUGUUGAAUGAAUUUCAGUUGUUUUGACUUUUUUCUUAGUAAAAUUACAUACAUAUGCCCGGACGCCCUUGAUGAGACUUAAAAGUGACUCAUGAUUCGUAUUCUGAUUGUAUUGAAAAGAUGCUUAAUGAUUUCUUCCUUUGGCCGCUUGCA
Molecule: messenger RNA, 1066 nt
Organism: Hevea brasiliensis (rubber tree)
Lineage: Eukaryota; Viridiplantae; Streptophyta; Magnoliopsida; Malpighiales; Euphorbiaceae
Product: GTP-binding protein SAR1A
Exons: 3
Coding region: 261-842 (193 amino acids)
Biological process (GO): endoplasmic reticulum to Golgi vesicle-mediated transport; membrane organization; vesicle organization
Cellular component (GO): endoplasmic reticulum exit site; COPII vesicle coat
Molecular function (GO): GTP binding; GTPase activity
Source: RefSeq, a predicted model, not a curated record